Salmo salar (Atlantic salmon) is the source of this 2998-nucleotide messenger RNA. RefSeq names its product calcineurin subunit B type 1. NCBI's taxonomy places the organism in Eukaryota, Metazoa, Chordata, Actinopteri, Salmoniformes, Salmonidae. The record is from RefSeq and is a predicted model, not a curated record. Gene Ontology annotation, molecular function: calcium ion binding.
AUGUACUGUAUAGUCGCACCUCCCCCUAUUCGCCUUUCAACCUCGCUCGCUCUCUACACCAACACAACCUCCUCUGCGGUUCUACCGUAGCUACUGCAGUGAAUCCGUCAUCCGUAAAGAGAAAAGGCGAGAGCAAGUCAAGCUGGUCUAUAUUUAUUACGACUAGAAAGAUUUCCCUGAAACAGUCUUAAUUGAUUGUGCAACGUCGUCCUUUCAAAUUGUUUCCCUUGCUCACCAGGUGAAGAAACCCGACCGACAGAAUGGGAAAUGAAGCAAGUUAUCCCUUGGAGAUGUGUACACACUUUGAUGCUGAUGAGAUUAAGAGGCUAGGAAAGAGAUUUAAGAAACUCGACCUAGAUAACUCUGGCUCCUUGAGCGUGGAAGAGUUUAUGUCCUUACCGGAACUCCAACAGAAUCCCCUUGUACAGCGAGUAAUCGAUAUAUUUGACACAGAUGGCAAUGGGGAAGUCGACUUCAAAGAAUUCAUUGAGGGUGUCUCCCAGUUCAGUGUCAAAGGUGAUAAAGAGAUGAAAUUGCGCUUUGCCUUCAGGAUCUAUGACAUGGACAAGGAUGGCUACAUAUCCAAUGGAGAACUCUUCCAGGUCCUCAAGAUGAUGGUGGGAAACAACUUAAAGGACACCCAGCUUCAGCAGAUUGUUGAUAAAACCAUCAUCAACGCAGACAAAGACGGCGAUGGGAGAAUAUCCUUCGAGGAGUUUUGUGCGGUGGUGGGAGGAUUAGACAUACACAAAAAGAUGGUUGUGGACGUGUGACUGACCUCACGGGCCCCCUCAAAACACCUUUUCGCUUUCUUCUCCAUUUCUGAGGAUCUGCUCAAGGCGUCAUCCAGCAACGCUCUCUGUGUAUUUUUCAAUGGAAGUAUUUUUCUCUGUGAAGCCACCUUUUUUCCAACCCGAGCCUUCUGAAGCCAACCAUUUGUAAGAGUUAUUGAACAUGAUUUCUCUCAAUAACCCGGUGUAGCACUUUAAAAGCCUGAAGGACAGCUUUUUAUCGUUGAGUGAGUAUUUCAGUUUGGUGGAGGAAGGUUAGUGUGUUUCUUUUUCUUUCGUUUUGAGGCAGUUGGGAUUUUUUUCAUAUUUAUUUUGGUCUUGGCUUUUUGGGGGGAUGUGUGUAGUUAACUGAGAUGUACUUGAUUUCAACACAACACAAAAUUAGAGCAUGAAGUGCCAAUCAGAACAUAUUAUAAACCGAUAGAAGAUAUAUACCAUUAUAUUCAAUCAAAAUUCGGUAGAAUUGCUUAUUUCAACGUGUACCUGGCACGAUUCAAACAAUCUGAUUUACAUUUUCAGGGCUAAUGCUUUUCCCUCUACUUUCACUCAAUAUUUUGAACAGCUAAGUUUAAGAUCAUGUAAGACAGCUUUUUUAAUAAGGGGGAUUGUGCACAAUACAUGUUUAUAUUGUCAGGGACAUCUAUCAUCUUGCUUUUGAAGAUGCAGUGGAGUAGAGAAAAUAAUAUUUACAUUUAUGCACAUACAAGCUUACGGUUUACUUCAAGGACAAGUCUUUUUUGAGUCACUGGUUGGUUAUGUGAAUAAUUUUCACCUUAGUCUCUAAAUCCAACAAAAAGCACGUCUUCAUUCUGGAUGGUAUGACAUCACAGGCCGUUAGAAUAUUAUGUGUUUUGUAUUUAUUGCUUUAACGUCAGCCAUGUUUAAGUUACAGAUAUGGAUUGGUCACAGACUAUCAUAUAGAAGUAGAGAUGAGUGCUUUUGGUUUAAAUGUUUGUGAUAUGGUAAAUGUUUAAUUUACCAACUUUAACUACAGGCAGAGCUGAGGUAACUUCCAGUAAGUAGGCUAUAGUUAGAACAUUGAGGGAUGUUAAGUUGGUUAGGCUUAUGAGAGGCGUUGAUUUCAACGUACACGUUUUGCCUUCUCGACAAUGUAAUUUGCUUAUUUCAUGAACGUCUUUAAUUCGGUUUCUCAAACAUUGUAUGGACUCUUGCCGUGAGUUGAAGUAAUAGUGCAAGGUCACAGGUAUACUGUCCCUCUUCCUCCCUACCUUUGACCAUUUUUUUUUUUUUUUUUGAGUUUUGUUGAGAAGAUGCAACCAACAAGGGCAUUUUAUUACAAAGCUACCGAUGUUUUUUUUACACAGAGAUAAGGGACAAGACGGAACAGGUUUUAUUUGUAUCUAUACAUUUUAUGGAAUUAAACGUAUUUCAGUUUGAGGCUCUGCUUUUUUUGCUCAACUGAAUGUACCAACGGGCGGGUGAUGAAGUGCGUGAUCCUGUGCCACACGCGCCUGCCAACCUCGCGCCGCUGUUUUCUUCGACGGCGUGCUGCACGACGAUGGUUCUUAUCAGAUCCUAAAAGGCCCCGAAGUCUUGUGACGUGCUUGCAUGACACGGAGGGUUCUCUUUCUCCCCCCGCCCCGCCCACCUUUUUUCUCUUUGUGCUUGUAGAUCCAUUUUUGAUAAGCUCUGUUUACAUAUGAAUCUUAAUGUUAAUAUAUUAUAACAUGAAUGAAAAUGACAUAUAUGGAUGUUGCCAAAAAAAAUAUUGGUAAAUGUUGAAUUAAUAUGGAAAUGACUAAAAGUAACUCCACUACAUGUAACUGUUAUUCUAAACAACUAUAAUCUUUUGGAUAUCUCUGUCACUUCUAUUCCAGCAAAGCUUCACUUAUGCCCCAGAGUAGACUACCAGCUCUGUUUCAGGUGGAAACCAUUCAAUGGUAUUUUUUUCCCCCUGUAUUUUUUUGGGUAUUUUAACAGAUAUUUGUUAUACACACGGUAGUAUUAGUGCUCCCUCAUUAGUUUAUUUUUUUAGGUUUGUGCUAAAUAUGUCCACUAUUGGAUGAAAGGGAUCGUGUGUGUGUGUGUGUGUGUGUGUUUUAUUAUGGGGUGGUAUAGGGUGAAGGCAAAAACAGUUUCAGUCUUAGGUUUUACUUUUCUUCUUAUCCAUCUCUGCAUGCUGCAUCUGCUGUGGGAACCAUUGAAACUUGCUACAUGAAAAAGAGAAAUAAAAGAUUUGAAAGUUG